AAAAUUCCAUGGCAGCAGGUCAACAAGAGCAGUUCACAGUGAGAGAGAGAGAGAGAUGCUUGGAUAUUGCCGACCGUGGUGUUUGAAUUAUGCCGCUCCUCUUGGAACCCUAACCCUAAAACCAAAUCUCAUCCCUAACCCUAACCCUAACCCUAGAAUUACAAGAAAUGGGCGUCAAUAUCAAAGCUCAAGCGGCAGCGCUGCAGUGAAAAGCCCCAGCCUUGUGGAGCUGGAGUAUGCCGACCUCAACCUCAAGGAAAAGUACGGAAGCUCUCAGUUGGGUCAUGUGCGCAUCCGGCAACAUGUCAACCCUCUCAGCUCUUCAUUCUCGAAACCUGUACCGGCGCCGGACUGGAAGGAAGUGUUUGAGGACUGCACUUUGCCUCUCAUGGUGGAUAUUGGAUGUGGUAGUGGCAGAUUCCUCAUUUGGUUAGCAAAAAAUUCCAGCGAGUCAAUGAACUAUUUGGGACUAGAAAUUCGACAGAAGUUAGUUCAGCGUGCACAGUUCUGGGUCAAAGACCUAGCUCUAAGAAACAUACAUUUCAUGUCUGCAAAUGCCACUAUAUCUUUUGAACACUUGGUCUCAUCUUACCCAGGACCUUUAACAUUUGUUUCUAUACUGUGUCCAGACCCCCACUUCAAGAAGCGUCAUCAUAAGAGAAGAGUUUUGCAAAAGCCAUUAGUGGAUUCUAUCUCGAAAAUUUUGAGGACAGGAGGCCAGGUUUUUAUGCAAUCAGAUGUGGAGGAAGUGGCAAUUGACAUGAGAACUCAAUUUGAUUCACUCUCUGACGUUUUCAAGCAUAUCGAUGUUGUGAACCAAAACUUCUUUUGCGAUGAAGAGGGUUGGCUGUUACAAAAUCCAAUGAAUAUACGCACUGAAAGAGAGAUACAUGCAGAGUUAGAAGGUUCAAGAAUUUACAGGCGUAUGUACGUGAAACAAAGUCAUUAACUUUCAUCUAAGGUGCUUGUGUACAAUUUUGGUGGAUUUUUUGG
Messenger RNA from Asparagus officinalis (garden asparagus), 993 nucleotides. Its product is annotated as tRNA (guanine-N(7)-)-methyltransferase. The record is from RefSeq and is a predicted model, not a curated record. The transcript is spliced from 8 exons. NCBI's taxonomy places the organism in Eukaryota, Viridiplantae, Streptophyta, Magnoliopsida, Asparagales, Asparagaceae. Gene Ontology annotation, biological process: tRNA methylation; RNA (guanine-N7)-methylation. Gene Ontology annotation, cellular component: tRNA methyltransferase complex. Gene Ontology annotation, molecular function: tRNA (guanine(46)-N7)-methyltransferase activity. Bases 56 to 949 code for a protein of 297 amino acids.